Messenger RNA from Clarias gariepinus (North African catfish), 5211 nucleotides. It is a transcript of the gene kdr, whose product is annotated as kinase insert domain receptor (a type III receptor tyrosine kinase). Gene Ontology annotation, molecular function: growth factor binding; vascular endothelial growth factor receptor activity; ATP binding. Gene Ontology annotation, cellular component: signaling receptor complex; membrane. The record is from RefSeq and is a predicted model, not a curated record. The transcript is spliced from 30 exons. Lineage: Eukaryota; Metazoa; Chordata; Actinopteri; Siluriformes; Clariidae. Gene Ontology annotation, biological process: angiogenesis; multicellular organism development; endothelial cell differentiation. Bases 249 to 4295 code for a protein of 1348 amino acids.
UCAGCCUCUUAGCUGGUCCUCUUCCAUCGCGACGAUUCCAUUCUCCCCGAGACCGAGAGGUUUUCCUCUGUGGUUCCCUCAAGUGGAUACAGCACUAAAACGGUUUGCUUUUUGUUCUGUUUAUGAAUUCUGUGGAUUACACUGACAUACUGUAUAAGGCAGUAAUGAACAGCUGAGGUAUUACUGUCCCAGUGGAAGUGUUUGUCCAGUGGUUUCAUGUGGGGACGGUCUGCCAUUACUGUCGCACCAUGGAAAAGACUUUUUCAAUUAUUUCUCUCGUCAACGUUAUUUUUGGAGUCUGCUGGGUGACAGCUAGAGAACACAGAUUUGUACCUGACCCUCCAGUGCUGAACAUCACAGAUAAGACGUACAAAAUCAACACAUCCGACACAUUGGAGAUUACCUGUAGAGGAAGACAGAUUUUGGAAUGGCACACGCCUCACCACAAGACUGGCUCUGAAAGCAGGCUUGUAACAUCAGACUGCAGUGGACACGGCCUGUUCUGUAGCACCAUCACACUCAUUGGGGCGACAGCAAAUGAAACAGGAGAGUAUCGCUGUUCCUACAGAAACCUGUCUGUGGAGGAAGGGAAGACGUCUGUGUCGGUGUAUGUCUUUGUGCAAGACUACCGCAUGCCUUUUCUUCGGUUAUCUCAAGACUAUGAGGUGGUAUUCAUUCGAGAAGGAGAGCAAGUGGUCAUUCCCUGUCUGGGCUCCUUGGAGGACCUUAAUGUCACUCUGUUCACGGUGGGAAAGAUGAUGAUGAAAUAUCCAGUGAAGGAGCAGGUACCUGAUGGAAAGGACGUGUUCUGGGACAGCAAAAGGGGUUUUGUGCUUCCUAGUCAUGUGAUUAGCUACGCUGGUGUGGUCUACUGCCAAACUCGCAUCCAGAAUGAAACAUUCCAGUCCACGGCCUACGUUCUGGCUGUCGUAGGAUAUAGAAUCUAUGACCUCAAAAUGAGUCCUGGGCAGGAGAAGCGCGCAGUCGGGGAAAAGGUGGCACUCAACUGUACUGCCAUCACAGAACUUAAUGUUGCCCUGGAAUUCCACUGGACCCUGCCUCAGGACAAGAGAAAUCCCAACCCCUCCAAACAAAGACUUUAUGAGACUAAGUCCUACAAGAAGAAGCUGUGGAACUCACUGGAACUGACCAACAUGCUGAUUUUGGAGAACAUUACAAUCAAUGACACAGGGGAAUAUGUGUGCACGGUGUCCAGCAGUAAGAUGGUCAAAAGCAACCGAUCAUUCCUUAUGGUUUAUGAGAAGCCUUUCCUGGUGCUCGAGCAGUCGCUUCAAACUUGGAACGUGAACAAGGGAGAAAGAGAAACAAAGAUCCCUGUUAAAUAUAACGCUUAUCCAGAACCAAAUGCAAAGUGGUUAAAGAACGGCAGGUCCAUCAGCAGUGACGAGUACAGGAUAAAGCCUUCCCGAGAUUCUCUCACUAUAUAUGAGGUGACAGAAAAGGAUGCUGGAAAUUACACAGUGAUUAUGACCAAUAAAAUGACAAGAGAGGUGCACAGCCAUACAUUUCAACUCCUCGUUAAUGCUCAUCCUAAGAUCUUCGAGAAGGAGGUCCCGUUUGAUCGUAACAUUCACAUGUUCGGCAGCAGCCCCACUCUCACCUGCACUGCUUUCGGUGCAUCCAGUCCUGUCUCUAUCCAUUGGCAGUGGAUGCCCAGUGAGGACUGUCCAGCCAAAUUUCAGCCCAAAUCAGAUCAGAGUGCAACGUGUGAAGGGAAAUGGAGGGAUAUAUCCAACAACACCGGGGGAAACCACAUUGGUCAGCCCACCAGCUUCAUCGACAGCUCACAGAAGACUAUUAGCACGCUGAAGAUCCAGAAAGCUGUAAGCCACGCUUUGUUUAGAUGCAUUGCCUCCAACAAAGUGGGAGUGGAGGAUAGAGUCAUUGUAUUCCAAGUGGCACGUUUCCUCAACCUGAGUGUGUUCCCCUCCAGCACACCGAUCGAAGGGGAUGAUGUACUGCUUCGCUGCGUAGUCGACCGCAUGCUGUACUCCAGCCUAAGCUGGUACAGGGUGUUAAACAAAUCGUCUGAACUGCCUACCACCAUACCAUGUGCUAGCCUCAGCCUGGCACCCCUCACCCAGCCCAAUGCCACUAUCACAAGCUCGCAGGGUCCCAACAUGACCCUGGACCUGUCAUUCCCCAGAGUAAGCAUGCGGGAUGAAGGUUUUUACGCUUGCCAAUUGGAGAACAUAUACAGCAGUGAGAGAACGUGUUUGCUACACAACUUGCAUCUCCAGGCACUGGAGGCACCCUGGAUUGUGAGCACAUUGACUGAUCACAGGGUGAAUGUGAGCGAUUCCACCACGCUGGAGUGUGUGGCAAGGGGUACGCCGACCCCCAUCAUCACCUGGACUAAAGACAACCAGACAGUCAUUAAGGGAUCUGGUGUUAUUCUGGAUCAAUUAAACCGUACCUUGACCAUCCAGAGAGUAAAGAAAGAGGACAGUGGUCUAUACACAUGUACAGCUUGCAACAAACAGGGUUGUGCCUUCAUCCAGGCCCAGCUUACAGUGGAGGGUUCAGAGGAGAAGGUGAAUGUGGAGCUGAUCGUGCCGAUCGGUGCUGUGGUUAUUGCCAUGUUCUUCUGGCUACUCGUUGUCUUUGUCAUACGCAGCAGAAAACGGCCCACUGAUGGAGACAUGAAGACAGGCUACCUGUCCAUUAUCUUAGAUGCAGAAGACAUGCCGAUGGAUGAGCAAUGUGAGAGACUCACCUAUGAUGCUAGCAAGUGGGAGUUUCCCCGUGAACGUCUCAAGCUAGGGGAACCACUGGGCCGAGGUGCAUUUGGUCAGGUUCUGGAGGCAGCAGCAUUCGGCAUUGAAAAGGCCACUACCUACACUACAGUGGCAGUGAAGAUGCUAAAGGAGGGAGCUACCUCCAGUGAGUACCGUGCCCUGAUGUCUGAGCUGAAGAUUCUCAUCCAUAUUGGGCACCAUCUUAAUGUGGUCAAUUUGCUGGGUGCCUGCACCAAACCAGGCGGUCCUUUGAUGGUAAUAGUGGAAUACUGUAAGCAUGGUAACCUUUCCACUUAUUUGAAGAGUAAGCGUGAACAAUAUAGCCCCUUCAAGAAGCAUAGACCUAGAUUGAUGCAGGACAGAGCUGUUGGAAUGGAGGAAGAACUUCAGGAAGGGGAUCCGAGUAUGGGCACCGCUACCCGAUUGGACAUCUGCACUGGCACUGCCAUCUGCUCGGGACUGAAAAAUGAGUGGAGUGCCAAUCCUCAGCAGGAUGAGCAAGAAAGUUCAGAUUGGGAUCAGUUAACUAUGGAGGAUCUCAUCAGCUACAGCUUUCAAGUGGCCAAAGGAAUGGAGUUCCUCUCCUCUCGGAAGUGCAUUCACCGGGAUUUGGCAGCUAGGAAUAUUCUCCUUUCUGAGAAUAACAUUGUGAAGAUCUGUGACUUCGGCCUGGCCAGAGAUGUGUAUAAAGACCCAGACUAUGUCCGCAAAGGAGACGCACGUCUUCCUCUGAAGUGGAUGGCUCCAGAAACAAUCUUUGACCGUGUGUAUACAACACAGAGUGAUGUGUGGUCAUUUGGAGUACUGCUCUGGGAGAUCUUCUCCUUGGGUGCAUCUCCGUAUCCGGGCGUGAAUAUUGACGAGUCGUUCUGCAGGAGGUUAAAAGAUGGUACCCGGAUGAGACCGCCUGACUAUGCCACCCCUGAGAUAUAUCAGACCAUGUUGGACUGCUGGAUGGAUCAUCCGAAAGACAGACCCACUUUUACAGAACUAGUGGAGCAUCUGGGGAACUUGCUACAGGCUAGCGCGGAACAGGAUGGUAAGGACUAUAUUCCACUGACAAUAGGGAAUGUGGAGGGGGGAUCAGGAGUCCUUCAUCACAGAAUGACACCAUAUAAAAACGCACCAGGAGAAAAAAGCAUAGAGACCCACCUACCCUAUGACAAUGCUCCAUCUGUGGGAUAUGCUCAGCAUAAAUUUGAGGACAUCCCGUUGGAAAAGAAUGCCAUGAUGAAUGGUCAGAUGGACUGCAACAUGGGGUUAUCACAUGACGAGAUGAAAGCUCUGAAUCAUCAAGCACAGAGGAUGGCUACAUUCAGUCCUUUGCUGCGGUGUAAGAGUAAAGAGUCUGUGUCUUCUGAAUCUUCCAAUCAAACCAGCGGAUACCAGUCUGGCUACCACUCGGAUGACACCGAGCCACCUGUGUAUGCCAAUGAAGAGAUGAUCCUGAAGAGGGACGCUUUGAAAAAGCCUCCGUUCCCAAAGAGGGAUGAAAAGUUUAGCACCGAGGUCCGCUAUAGCACUCCUCCUGUUUAAUAGGAAUCACCCAUAAGUUCCAUGACUACUGUAUGUGACUAUACAAAGUGUACAGUAAAUGUGUGUAUUGUUUUUAACUUUCAGCCUGGAAUAGCAGAUUCACCCUUUUAUGGCGAUAAAAACUAGUCAAAGUGCUGCUUAUGAUAGGUUUGUGCAUGCUGGAGAGACUUGAUUUCUCCUUACAUUCUCUUGAUCAGUGGCAGUAUGGUUUUCUUUAUAGUGUUUAUUUAAUAUGAUUUAGUCAGGUACAUUUAUUAGAGUCUAGAACAAUAACGUGUUACAUGUGCAUACCUGUUACAGUUUGUCGAGAUUUAGAAUUUUAACACUGAGUAUAACAUACAUAACACAUUCACUGUAUGACCACUGUGCCUUAGCUCAUGAUUUACUGUAUUCCUUGUCUUUCAUUUUAAGAAUGUGGAACACUGAUUUCGUUCUAAUUUAUCAUACAUAUGACUAUGUCUGUUUUGUUUGUCUUUUUUUUUUUUUUUUUUAAUAAAUAAAUGUAAUAUAUUUGGUGGCGGCUUAUUGAAACCACUACCACUUCCUGUAAAAAGACACACCUACUUUCUUUCAGGCAAGAAACAGCAACUGGAAUUUCAGCCAACUGAGUGACCUAAUGUGCUUUUUUCUGUAUUUAUGUUUUCUAUUGUUUUUAUCUGACAUUUGUCCAGCGUCUUAUCAAAUCGAGCAAAAAAAAAAAAAAAAAGAAACUGUCAAUGCCUCUUGUUCUACUUUACAAUAUGCUUCUUUUUUUUUUGUUGUUUUCUUACAUUUUUUUAUUUUUUUAUUUUUAUGUCCUAAAUGUACAGGCUAUAUGAUGAAUGAGGACCUUAAUGUAGGCCAUGUAAGAACAAAUGUAUUUUAUUAAACCUGUCCUAAACAUGACUAGUUUUCUAAAACAAAUAAAUAUUUUAUC